This is a messenger RNA of Aspergillus udagawae, 921 nucleotides long. RefSeq lists its product as uncharacterized. The transcript has 3 exons. The record is from RefSeq and is a predicted model, not a curated record. NCBI's taxonomy places the organism in Eukaryota, Fungi, Ascomycota, Eurotiomycetes, Eurotiales, Aspergillaceae. The coding region runs from base 1 to 921 and encodes 306 amino acids.
AUGUCGCGCAAGGACGAUGUCAAGGUCCAUGAUGGCCAAGUCACUGUCAAUGUUGAUGACUUCACCAGAACCCGUGAAAGUGUUCUUGUCAGCUUGUCUAAUCUGCAGGCCGCGGUCUCCGAUCUGACUCGCGCCUAUAUCAACCAUACCAACACUGUGUUGAACCCUAGUCUCUCUACGCUGGACUUGGGCCACGCUAGCAACAUCACUGCUGCGCUCUUGGAGAAUGGAUUGCUGGGUGCGCGCUCCAGCAGCCCUGGCGCCAAGUCCGAGGUUGGCGAGAAGAAGAAGCGCAAGCGCGCUCCUCCUGACCCGAACGCACCCAAGCGUGCCCUGACCCCUUACUUCCUGUACAUGCAACACAACCGCCCCCUCAUUGCGCAGGAAUUGGGCCCCAGCGCUAGGCCCAAGGAUGUGUCCGACGAGGGCACUCGUCGCUGGGCGGAGAUGCCCGAGGCGCAGAAAGAGGUUUGGAAGAAGCUUUAUGCCGAUAAUCUGGCCGUCUACAAGGAAAAGGUCAAGGCCUACAAGGCCGGUAAGCCCUGGACUGAGGAUGACAACACCAAGGCCGCCAGCCAGCUCCAGCAGGACAUUGCUGGCGCAUCUGCCUCGGGUGGCGAAGAGUCCGAGGAGCAGGAGGAAGAAGUGGAGGAGGACGAGGAGACCGAAGAGUCCUCUCCGGAGCCGGUCAAGGAGCCCACUCCGCCUCGUAGCAACAAGCGCCGCCGCAGCGAGGUGGUGAAGACUCCAUCCAAGAAGAAUGAAUCCCCCGAGAAGAAGAAGCGCACCUCUGCGCGCAAGGGCAAUGAAAAGGACAAGGAGGAGGAACCACCCGCCUCGACUCGCAAGGCUGCUGGCGCCGACGCCACCGCCAAGCGCUCCAAGAAGAAGCGCAAGAGCGAGGUUGGCGGUGAUGAGUAA